Messenger RNA from Guillardia theta CCMP2712, 1064 nucleotides. RefSeq lists its product as hypothetical. The coding region runs from base 1 to 900 and encodes 299 amino acids. The record is from RefSeq and is a predicted model, not a curated record. Gene Ontology annotation, molecular function: glycosyltransferase activity. Gene Ontology annotation, biological process: protein O-linked glycosylation. The transcript has 11 exons. NCBI's taxonomy places the organism in Eukaryota, Cryptophyceae, Pyrenomonadales, Geminigeraceae.
AUGGACCCGCACGCCUACGCGCUCGCCUUCGGCCGCCAGGCCCCUGUACAGCUUGCCAUGCAUGGUCAUGCCUCUACUACGGGGGUAGACUCGAUAGACUAUUAUGUCUCCUACCAGGGGUUUUCAGAGCCACAGGCUCAAACGCACUAUUCAGAGAAGCUAAUCGUCCUCGACGGUUUCACGCCUCUCACGCGCUUCUACGAGGAAUUUCCAUUCAACGUGUCUCCGGCCAUGAAGACCGAGGACGGGAGGCUUCAGUUCCGUUCGCGCUACAACAUACCUCCUCGCGCUACAGUCUACGCAUGCCUACAAACGAUCUUCAAAGUCAGCCCCAAGAUGGAUUUCGUGGCAAAGAGGAUCUUGAACGAGGAUCCCAACAGCAUCAUCAUGUUCAAGGAGCUCCCGAUGACUGACCAGUGCGGGAAGCAGGUGCUGGAGAGAAUGAGAAACAAGAGCAAACUGACGGAGGAUGAGAUGGCGAGGAUCAAGUUUCUGCCGGCUAUGCAUGACGCGGAUUAUUCGGACAUGUUCGCUAUUGUAGACGUCAUCCUCGACUCUUAUCCCUUCGGAGGGCACACUACCUCCAUGGAGGCCCUCGCAGUCGGGCGUCCCAUCGUGACUCUUCCCACGGACUUCAUGUCGGGACGAUGCACACAAGGCUUCCUCGCCUUUCUUGGACUCCAAGAGCUCAUCGCAAGCGACCUGGAGGAUUUCAUUCGCAUUGCAGUCAAACUGGGAAAAGAUGCGGCGUUGAGGGAGCGGAUAUCCAGCACCAUCAUCAAAGGCUUCAGUGCGCUUAUCAAGGAUGAUCGGAGUGUGCGAGGGUGGAGUCAGGUUCUUGAGAUCCUCGUACGCGGCAAGCAGCAAGACCUUCGUCCCUUCCUCGCUCAAGCUGACUGACAAACUCAAAGUGUUUGACCUGUCUCUUUGGAGUUUCCUCCCUCCUCCCUCCUCUCUCCUCCCUCUCCUCUCCCUCCUCUUCCUGCCGUAUGCCCGUGGGUUCCUCGGGCUCAGAGAAGGAGUCUCUUCGCGCUUGCAAGCAUUAUAAAUUCUCUUCAUCCUUU